UAGUACAAAGUUCAGUGACCAAGUGGUGCAAGAAGCUUCAACAAGAGGAAAGCGUGUGCGCUGUCACUGAGAUUCAGUGGUCGAAACAACUCGGAGCAGCAUUUCAGAAGCAGAACGAAAACCGUAAGGAUUAUUUUCAAACACGGUCAGGACAACAACUGGUUGAGGUGUUCUUGGAUGGAUUAUGCGAUGAAGUCCCUCAGCCUACUGACUCCAUCUGGCCUCUCUAAGUGUGUAACAGCCAGUGUGUCAGCCAGCAGCUCCAUGACCCAGAAGAUCCUAUCGGGUCGCACUUCUCGGCCGAAGCCCUUCAGAGUCACAAACGUGGACCGCAGCGUGAAGAAAGGCAUUAUGGCCGACGUACUGGUAGACCUGAUAAACAAGGUCAGCGACUCGAUGAGUUUAGAGGGCGCCAGUGCGUUGGUGCUGGAUGAAGAUGGCACUAGUGUGGACACUGAGGAUUUCUUCCAGACGCUGCCUGAGAACGCUGUCCUCAUGGUGCUGGAGAAGGGACAGAAGUGGACCCCUCAUGUCAACAGCCCCUCCAGAGAUCGGCCCAGUGAUUGCAAGCAGAAGCCCCGGACAGAUGUGGCCAAGCUGACUUUUGACCUCUACAAGAACAACCCCAAAGAUUUCAUUGGCUGCCUGAAUGUGAAAGCGACCCUGUAUGGUGCUUACACUGUGUCCUAUGACCUGCGCUGCUACGCUGCCAAAAGUGUGCUCAAGGAAGUUCUGCGAUGGACCAUCUUCUCCAUGCAGGCCACAGGCCACAUCCUGCUGGGCUCCUCCUGCUACAUCGAACAGCUGCUGGAGGAGGAGGAGCGAGUGGAGAAGAGCCUGGCGCUGCCUCAGGAAAGCAGGAUCAGGCAGCUGCAGAGCAAGCUGCUGGGAAAGAUCUCCUACUGAUGAUGGACUGAGUGGUGGAGUGGACAUGAUGUCCACUCUUAGAUUAAGGUCACAGUGUAAAUGUCACACAUGAAAUGGGGGGUCUAUGACUGUUUAUGCCACAGUUUCCAGUGGAGUUUGGCAACAUAUCAGAGUCUCUCUCACAGUCACUUUAUUUGCUCUGUUACAUUUUUUGCCUCAUAUGGACACAGAAGCCAACGCAACAAGUUAUUCCUUAGAAAGCAUUUUUGCUCAUUUCUGUGUAUUCUCUCUUUCUUAUGGAGACGUAAUAAAUAAAAGCAACACUUUUUAUUUUUCCUUUCCUAAAUAUCCAAUUGUGUCUGCAAUGCAUACAGUAGAUGGACAAGUAAGUUUAGAUGUGCAGUGUGAGCCCAUUAAGCUGGCUGUGUGCGUGUGCGUGUGCGUGCAUGGUUCCUGAUCACAGUCAGUGUAAUUGGCAACAGGUCCAGCUGUCUCUCCCACACUUCCCUAAUUGCCCCCUGGUCUGCACUGUCCUGUCAGCUGCAGCCUGCCUCUGUCUCAGAAAACCAGGGGAAAAGACAGAAGGAACGGGUUAAAGCGAGCAGCUGCAGGGAGCGAAGGGACGGAAGCGAACCAUUAUGCAGAGAUAUAAGCAAGAGAGAUGAUAGUCUGAGCUGGCGGCAGAAGUGCCACUUUAGCCAUCGUAUCGAGGAAGGUGGCUGCAAAAGCAGGACAGAUUGUAACCAAAUUGGCUGUCUGGUUUAUCCAGAAGAAGAUUAAUGUCAAAGGUAGAGAUUCAGUAGGUCCAGUUUGACUGUGGUCCAUUUUUUAAAAAUCUUGUCAUCCACUGUUUUUUCUUUUUGUCUUGGUUUUCUGUCGACAUACAAUAUGAGUGGAAGACACAGAAACUCAGCCUGCUCAUUUCCGUUUCAGUCCAUGUUUUCAUGAAAUACAAUAAACACUCCACAUAUCAGCUGCUGUGUUCGCUAAUAUGUUGAAGGAUGUAAUGCCUCAUUUAAAUUACAUCUCUUUUGAAUUUGUGCACUGCACUUGCACACCCACAUGCAAACACAAUGUGAUGCAAAAAAUGAACACUGGCCAUGUUCUAUUUAUUUGCACUGAAGUGAGUCAUGAGGUGUGCGCUGACUGUCUGUUGUGCUUUAAUCCACAUUUGUUGAGGUUCAUAAUGUACUGUAAAUGGGCUCAUUCAAGUGUUUUGUAGCCAUAUAAUUAUCUGUAUGUCAUUUAGAUGGAUUUUCUGCUGUAUCUGCUCUUUGUCAGUCUGUUGAUCAUGUCUCUGAGAGUGGUUUGAUUUUUCUUUUCAGUCACAUGCAGUGUGCAGAUGCUUCAGUAAUAAUAGCAGUCAUGCUGCACUAAUUCUUGAUUACAAAAUUAGAGUUGUAUUGUUUACUCUGUGGUCAUUUGGAGGCACGAUCUCUGAUCCAAAAGUAGAUAAAUGGCUCACCACACCUCAAACAAGAACAAAACAAGAACAUUGUGUACAUUAGACCACACUAUUUCCUCUGCCAAAUUAAUUCGCAGGUAUUUCUUUAAAAGAGGGCCUAAUAGAAGACUUAAAAAAAAACAGAUAAUCAUUUGAGAAUCAUGCAAAAGGUAACUUUUUCUUUGUACCUUCUAAACCCCAACUCCACAGAGAAUUUUAUUGGAUUUUUUUGGAAUAUUUCUUUUGUGAUAUGUGGUAACAUCAAGAAAAAGUAACCAAAUCUAAGCAUAAGAAUUAUGAUGUUUUAGCAAAAAUAUUUUAUCCUACAUGUCUCCUUUGAUGAUUUACCAAAAAAAGAGAAAGAAAAAUAAAGCAUUUCCACCA
Messenger RNA from Stegastes partitus (bicolor damselfish), 2695 nucleotides. It is a transcript of the gene cidec, whose product is annotated as cell death inducing DFFA like effector c. The record is from RefSeq and is a predicted model, not a curated record. Bases 178 to 906 code for a protein of 242 amino acids. The transcript is spliced from 6 exons. Gene Ontology annotation, biological process: apoptotic process; regulation of apoptotic process. Lineage: Eukaryota; Metazoa; Chordata; Actinopteri; Pomacentridae.